Stereum hirsutum FP-91666 SS1 is the source of this 609-nucleotide messenger RNA. RefSeq lists its product as uncharacterized. NCBI's taxonomy places the organism in Eukaryota, Fungi, Basidiomycota, Agaricomycetes, Russulales, Stereaceae. The transcript has 2 exons. The coding region runs from base 1 to 609 and encodes 202 amino acids. The record is from RefSeq and is a predicted model, not a curated record.
AUGAUCUUCGAUGCUCACGCUGGCACAUCUUCUGAUGUUGCACAAUCCACCAGUGCCUCCGGCAAUCGCUCAUCUACCUCUCCAUCCACACCUCCUCGCGAAACUCGACCGCUUCCGACAUCGCCAGUUUGCCCGACGCCCACGAAGAUUCCCCGAUUCCUCAAGUACGCUGAGACCGAGCUCGGCAUCCCGAAUGCGACUUGUUUGCAGUUUAGUAUGGAAGCCCAUGCAUAUGGGCCUGAUAUUCUCGAUAGCGUUACAGAUGCAGAGCUUAUGUCGGAGCUCAAGAUCAAGCGUGGAGAUGUCCUCCGGUUGAAGCGAGGCGCACCGGUCUGGUGGAACGGCCCACUUGCGAAACGUCCCCGUGUGGACGCGGAAGUUGCUGAGGGUGAGGGUUCUGAUAUGAUGAAAGUGCGGUUUGAACGUCGCUGGGCUGAUGGGGCGCAGAGGCUUUACGGUCCACGGAUCGUGAGAUGGGAUGGUCCUACUCCCGAGCGCGAUUACGAGGACUGGUACUUCUCUGAGGAGGCAGACGACUGGCUGAAGGUUCCAGAGGGUUACAUCCCAGAGUUUUGCUCUGAUUACUUACUCAAUGGUGGACAGCUCUGA